GAGGGGAGAGAGAGAGAGAGAGAGAGAGAGAGAGAGAAGGGAGGAGGGAGAAAUGUUAGGCAAAGGCUUGAAUCACUGCUUCUCUCGCCUCAAGCGGCCUUCCCAUUCUGCCCAUCCACCAAUCCCCCAUUCCCUGAAUGCCCCCUCCACCUCCGCUUCUGCGCCUUCCUCCGUGGUCUUUAAAAGUUUCAAUUCCCUGUAUGACCCCGCCGCCUCCGAUUCGGAAACCCUAACCCAAACCCUCUCCACGUCCUCCGCCGCCGCUGCGGCCACCGCUGCCGAGGGCUCCUCCUUCUCCUCCAACUCCUCAUCCUCCACCGCCCCCGGCACCGCCGCCGCCCCCGACGGACCCUGCCCCUCUGACCGCGACCUCUCCACCGCCAUCGCCUCCCGCCGCUUCUUCCCGGCCGCUCCCGGGCCGUCGAACUCGAUCGUGGACUCGGCGGCGGUGGCCGUCGGCGUGGUAGGUGCCGGGGUCGCCGUGCCGACGUACUCGCCGGACCCGUACUGGGACUUCCGGCGGUCGAUGGAGGAGAUGGUGGCGGCGCUGGGGCUGGACCUCCGGGUCCACGCCGUCCACCUCCACGAGCUCCUUCUCUGCUACCUCGCCCUCAACCGGAAGCACGCCCACAAGUACAUCGUUGGCGCCUUCGCCGACCUUAUCGUCGGCCUCGCCGCCGCCGAGAACCACCGAUCCGACGCCUGAUCUCCCAUCUUCCUUCUCCUCCGCCGCCGCUGCCGCCGGAGGUAGAGCCCUGGUUGUAAUCAUGCGCGUUCGCCGAUAACGGGCGCUUUUACUUGGUUUUUCCUUUUCUUUUAGACCACAAAAAAAAAAAAAACCGACGGUGUGGAUGUGCUCGCUUGGCUUUCUUUUGUACUAAUCUUAUACGCGAACAAAUCUUAAUACAGUUUUUAUUUGUGAGGAGGAAAUGGUUUUUCUUAGUUCACCGUUAUCAAAUAUGAGAUCUAGUGCAGAAUCUUCUCUGCCGUCCAUUUGUUAA
Molecule: messenger RNA, 1001 nt
Organism: Phoenix dactylifera (date palm)
Lineage: Eukaryota; Viridiplantae; Streptophyta; Magnoliopsida; Arecales; Arecaceae
Gene: OFP12
Product: ovate family protein 12
Biological process (GO): negative regulation of DNA-templated transcription
Source: RefSeq, a predicted model, not a curated record